Bacillus rossius redtenbacheri is the source of this 6470-nucleotide messenger RNA. RefSeq names its product monocarboxylate transporter 12-like. The record is from RefSeq and is a predicted model, not a curated record. Lineage: Eukaryota; Metazoa; Arthropoda; Insecta; Phasmatodea; Bacillidae. Gene Ontology annotation, biological process: transmembrane transport. Bases 405 to 2591 code for a protein of 728 amino acids. Gene Ontology annotation, molecular function: monocarboxylic acid transmembrane transporter activity. Gene Ontology annotation, cellular component: membrane. The transcript is spliced from 8 exons.
AACUGCUAUUUCCCCGCUAGAGCUCGCAGCGACAUAACUUGUUUGGCGGCCGGUGGAGUAGCGUUGCGGACAGAAGACAUCGUGCGACGAGACAAGUUGUGAGAGAGAACUCAACUCAACUCUCUUGUCUGCUGUGGGUUUCAAGGCGUCGCUGUUCGACACACUUGAUAUACUUGGAGAAUGCUGGGAUCUCGCGGCCGCGCGUGCUGACGUAUGGCCGCGUCCUGCCGCCUCCCGGCCCGUGACCGCCUCGCCGCCCCCGGCGCAGCGCAGACGUCGACCUCGACUUCGACGACGCCCCCCGAGACCCGCAUGAACCCCUCCCCGCUGGCCAAGCUGAGGCUACAGUUCCGCCGCGACCUGCAGGAGUGGAGGAGAAGGAAGGGGCGGUGCCCGCCGACGGGAUGGAAGCUGCAGCUGUGUCGCCAGCCGCCCCCGACGACGGAGGCGGCAUACUGAAGGCGUCCUCCUCGGAGAGCAAAGAGAGUCUGCACGUGCAGUUCCACAGCAGCCCCCGCUUGGAGUCCCAGGAGGGCCUCGCGGUCGACCCGGGUUCCUCCUCGCGCAGCGACGUCGACGUCGAAGACGUCGACGAAGACGUCUCCAGCGAGUCCUGCGACGAAGACGAAGAGGACGAAGAGGAUGAGUCCCUACAGGAGCCCCAGCCCCCGGACGGCGGCUACGGCUGGGUGGUGGUAAUCGCCGCCUUCUGCACCAACAUGAUCGCCGACGGCAUCACCUUCUCGUUCGGCGUGAUCUACGUGGAGCUGCUGGACUACUUCCGCGACGGGAGCGGCAAGACGGCGUGGAUCGGCGGGCUGUUCAUGGCCAUGCCCUUGCUGUGCGGGCCGCUGGCCAGCUACCUCGUGGACCGCUACGGCUGCCGGAAGGCGUGCAUGUCCGGAGGGCUGGUGUCGGCGCUGGGCUUCGUGGCGAGCUCCCUGGCGGGCUCCGUGGACGCGCUGGUGCUGACCUUCGGCGUGGUGUCGGGCGCCGGCAUGGCGCUGUGCUACGUCACCGCCGUCGUCGCCGUCGCCUACUACUUCGACCGCCGGCGCUCGCUGGCCAUGGGGCUGGCCGUGUGCGGCUCCGGCAUCGGCACCGUGGUGUUCGCGCCGCUCGCCGACUACCUGCUGGCCGAGUUCGGCUGGCGCGGCACCACGCUCAUCCUCGCCGGGGUGUUCCUGAACAUGACGGUGUGCGGGGCACUGAUGCGGGACCUGGAGUGGACCCAGGCGCGCUCCAAGCGGCAGCGCAGGGACCGCAAGGCACGCAACAGGGAGCGCCGGAGCCGGCACCAGAGCCAGUCGCUGCGCACGCAGACCUCCAGCCAGACGUCGUCGGCCCUCGUGCUCGACCCCGCCCACGUCGAGGAGAUCAAGAAGCUGCUGGAGAGGGGCGAGCUCUCAGAAGCGGUCCUGCCCCGGCCGCAGGACCCGGCGGAGAAGCAGGCGGCCGCCAUCGGGGACCAGCCCCGCCUGUGCUCGUCGCUCGUGAGCCUGCCCACGUUCCUGCGGGGGGCCGGCGCCGGCGGGGAGGUGCCCCCGGAGGCCUUGGAGCAGCUGCUGCGAGACAACCAGCAGCUGUGCCAGGCGCUGCUGCGGGCCCGCGGAGGGGACGCGGUCCUGGGCCGGCCCCACCAGGAGCCCCGGGAGGAGGCGUGCCGCGUGUGGGUGGCCGGGUGCGGGCGCUCUUCCUCGGAGCGCAGCCUCGGCGCCUGCCACCUCAGGGGCAUCCGCAUGCACAGGAAUUCGAUCAGCUACCGGGGUGCGAUGCUCAACAUCCACAAGUACCGGAUCAGGGCUUCGUCUUGUCCUGACAUCUACAGGAACUCCAUGAUCACCAUAACCAAGGCAGACGACGAGCCGUGCGCCUGGCUGUGGGACGCGCUGGACGUGCUGCGCGACAUGGUGGACGUGUCGCUGUUCGCCGACCCCCAGUUCCUGCUCUUCUCCGUGUCCAACUUCCUGCUGUACUCGUGGUACCACGUGCCCUACGUGUUCCUCACGGACCGGGCCAUCUCCCUGGGCGUGGGGAGCGUGGACGCGGCCUACCUCAUCAGCUACCUGGGCGUGCUGAACAUGGCCGGCGAGGUGAUCCUGGGCUGGGCGGGCGACCAGGCGUGGCUGGACGCGGGCCUCGUGUACGCCGCCUGCAUGACCGCCUGCGGCCUGUCGGCGCUCGUCGUCCCCUUCGUCUCGUCGUACGCGGGCAUGGCCGGGCUCGCGGGCGUCUUCGGCUUCUCCAUCGCCGCCAACUACUCCCUGUCGUCCAUCAUCCUGGUGGAGCUGGUGUCCAUCGAGCGGUUCACCAACGCCUACGGCAUGCUGCUGCUGGUGCAGGGCGUGGCGAACCUCCUGGGCCCGCCGGUCGCAGGCUGGCUGCGGGACGUCUACGGGGACUACGACAUGUCGUUCUACCUGGCCGGGCUGUUCAUCGUGCUGUGCGGGCUCCUGCUGUUCGUGCUGCCCGCGCGCAGGUGCCUGCUGGGGCGGCGCGAGGCGGCGACGCGCGGCCGCUCCCUGGGGAACAUCCUCUCCGCCGGGGACGCCGGCCCCAAGGACGCCGGCCUGCGCCCCGCGUUCAAGUGACCGCCUCGUCCCUGUCGCUCCAGUCGUGACCGGACGGAGGCCCGCGACAGAGGAGGCACAACUUCCGACAAACACGACGCUUCCUUGUCCGACGGCACUUCGCCAAAACGGCGACAUUUUUGACUGGUAUGCGAGGCUUUUUUUUUUUUUACAAUAUCGUAAUUUGUAAUAAGUAGGGACACCUGUAUUUCGCGAUUUCAUUUCAUGUCAAGGUAUUUCACAAAACACUGUAGCUUUUUCUAAGAGUCAUGGUUAGAGACCUAAAAAAUUCGCGGAUUCAUUGACCUCUAGGAUAGACUCCACAGUCAUUUAAAUACUCGCGGAAAUUACACCUGUUCAUUGGCUACUGACGCGUGAGACGUCUGAACUAGUGUGUCCGUAAUUCGGCACUUUCUUGGUUUAGUGUUUCCCAUUGGCUCACAGUUCCCCGGAUAAAAUGUGGGCCAAUCGCAGAAGCGGUACUAAGGUAUAGUUGUUUUGAUGCUAGCCUAUCGCGAAAUGAAUCCGCGAAUUUUGCAUGUCUCUAGUCAUGGCGAAUUGUGAGGGUGCAGCAGUACGGUGACCACAUUCUCAUUGGCCCCCGUCAAGAGCGGGACGACACCUCUCACCGACCUCAGCCAAUAACCACAGGAGAAAAGCUACGGCAUUUUGUGAAAUACCUUGUCACGAAAUGUAUUCGCGAAAUACAGGUGUCCCUAGUAAUAAGCAUGUCUCAAGUACAGGAAAACAAAACAAAAAAUUAAUCUGAAUGUAUAUGUGCGUUUGUAAAAUGUUCCAAUGUCGUAGUUUAAAAAAAAAAAAAAAUUAGUUACAAUUAACAGUUGCAUGAUUUUUGAUUGUUCACGGCUGAAAACAGACCAUGCUUAAGGGGCGUAUUUGCGUUGGUGAGGUGGGAUGCGACACUUGUCGUUUUUUCUAGCGCGGUAUCCCUCUGGACUGACUUCUGGUUUUGCAUAGGGCCAUAACUUAACUAUGGCAUAUAAAUAAAGGAAAGGUUUAUUGCAAGUCCCUUGAGCACGUUCAAAUAUCUGUAACGGGUGUUUGUUGCCUGAACAUUAUUCUGAAAUUACGAUAUUAAGCUUGUCUCUCGCCCCUAAAAAUACUAUUUGAAAGCGAAAUACGGAAACAGAACCACCUGUCUGCCCUCGAUGCGUUCUUGAAUUCUUUUCAUGAAUAGACUUCACUUGAACAUCUUGAAACAGAUUUUAAAUCUUUUGGUUUUUGUGCCUAGGCAGGCGGGGCUUUUCAAAUCCAUAAUGUUCAAGGUCAAAGUGAUUUGCACGAGAAAUGUACAAAAAAAAGGCCUGGAAUAGUUUCACGAUCUUACAAGUGACCAAUGAUCCACGUUUACUGUUGCACGAUUGUUUCUCAAAUCUUAUAACUUCCCUAACAAUUAACUUCUUCUAAUGACACGAGGACAUAUAUUCGAGUGGACAAGUAAUUACUAAUUAGCAUUUUUUUUUUUUUGCAUUUUUGUUGCAAACUGUAUCUAUAGUGUCCUUUGCAUUGUAAGAUAAGUACCAAAUUUGUGAUGUAUAAUUUUUUUAAAAUUCAUCAGUGUGCCGGCAAUUAAAUGCUAUAACCACAGUUGUUAUUCAUAGACUUGGUACUUUAAAAACAUUAACCAUUCUGCCCUGUUAAUGUCAUAAUUUACGAAAAAAUUUGUAUAAGUGUUUGUGUGUCUUGGUAACAAGAACUUAGAAGUGUGUAGCCUAAUUGGUAGAUGAUUGAUUUUUUUUUUCUGUAAUGGCUGUUGUAAGCAGACUGAUAGAACAAGACUUUUGACCCUUAAUAUAAGCAUAGUUUUUAGGUGUAUUUUUAAGAUUGCAGUAUUAUGUAGCUAGUAAUGUCAGUGCUGUUUAAAGCUGCCAGACAAGCAAUGGUGUUGAGAAACAAAUUUACUAACUGAAAUGCCAAAAUCAAUCAAUUUCUUAGUGUGCUGUUAAUUCACUAACAAUUUUCAAAUGACUGUGACUCAUGCAUGUAGUUAUCAUUCAGGGACAUGCAAUCUUUCAUACUGUUUUGUUUGUGUAUUUUCACUGUAGAUUUAAUAUUUAAUUCAUAUUGAAAUUUUUAUAAUUUAUACAUUGAUGUAAAGAAUUGUUAGUUGCAGUGUUAAGUAGCAUAUAUGUCAUUAAAAUACAUACUAGUUGCUGCCAGUGUAUUCUGUGCUUAAUUUAAGAAAUCUGCCAUAAUGAUUUGUUCUACAACAAGACCUGCUAAAAAAUUGUUAAUAUUUAAUGCCAUCCGUACUCUGUAGAAGGUCAGUUUAUUAUUUAAGAAACAACCAAAAAAAAAACCAUUUGUUAUCCUUUACAACUUUGGUGUGUUUUGGUGCCAAAAGUUUAAUUCCUGAAAAAUUUAUGUUCACAUGUUUACAUUCAACAUGUGUGUCAAAGUAGCUCUAGAAAUCCGUGUGAAACUAGAACUUAAGAUAAUCAUUUUAAGUUUCUAAUAUUUGAUGCAAAAUAACUAGACCUGAAAAAUUUGCGUGUUCUUUACGUGCUAUGCUAAAAUUCAAAUUAUUAUAUCUUAGUGCUGCUUUUGCCAUUGGUCCACUGUUAAUCUGGAGGACUGAGAGCCAAUUAGAGAACCUCACCCGUAGAAGUGUCGUAUCACAGGCCACCCAGUCGAGACGACUCACAAGUCAGCAGCCAAUGAACAGUUGGCAUUUGCCCGAGUGUGUAGAGGAUAUUGGAGUCUCUCCUAAAGGUCAUUUAACCCGCAAAUUUUUCCGGUCUCUAAAAAUAACAAUCAGAUGAGAUCAUUUUUAUUUAGUUAUUUUUAGUAAUUAGGUCUUAUAUUAAUUGGUUUUUUUAUGCAUGGAAAUAUAUCUUUGAAUUUUAUGUGUUGAAUUGUCCUAAAUUAGAAACCCAUCGUAAAGUUCACUAUUGACUUUUUUAGUUCUACACAUUUUGAUAAACGUACUUAAUAGGGAGUGAGAUUUAAUGUUUAUUACAAGGCAGGUGUUCGAAAACUUUUAAUGAAAUGUUAAAAGUACUUCAAAGUGAGUUAUAGCUGUACUUAAUCUUAAAGCUGUGUGCCCAUUUUGUGCCAGUUGAAUUUUUACACUAGGCAGUUUCUAAGGUUGAAAAAAAAACUUAAGUCUGUGAUUUAGCAUGAAAUGUGCAAUUAAAGGUCUUAUAGAAUUAUAGAAUUAAUUUGUUCAUAUAUGGAAUUAAUUAAGCUUUAAAUAUAAAUGCCGAAUUCUUGCGAUAUCAUUGACCAAACAUUAACUUUAUACUGUGCGUCUUUUCACACACAUUAAAUAUUGUGCUAGCUAAAUAGUUUUUGUAGAAAAUAUUUGUGACAACAUCAAAUCCAAAAGAGAUAUUGUAGAAAAUUAACAGAAAUAGCCUUUAAAUGAUAGUUAUCAUAAGAAAAUGAAGAAAAGCUUAAGCUAGUAUUUGAAAACAGCCAUUGAGAUGUACUUAUCUGCAGUGUAAGAUAGUGCCUUUCGAAAUCUGAGACUGACAAACUUUUCUUAUAUUGUAGAAGAAUUAGUUGUCACCUAUACAGUAAAUGUUUUGUAUGGUUUUAUCUUCAUGAAAAUACAGACGGUAUGAAAAUUUUAUCUUUCUGAUGUGAACAAAAAUUAGGAAUGUAAUAAUUCUGAGUGCUUUAUUUAUAUAGAUAUUUUAUCAUUUUUCUAUGAAUAAUCAAAAAAUUAAAUUGUACCUAAUCACAGUUAUGAAUUAAUGUAGUGGCUAUAUGCAGUCUCUGUGAUGAUUUGAGAAACAAGUUUUCAUCAUAUCAUGGAAGGUGUUGCGAACUAGCAACACUAUUUAAAAUAUUUGUGAAGAAAGUGUAUCAAUGUGAAAUUGUUGUAGCUGACACUUCAUCUUGAUGUGUUGGUGAAUAAAACUUCAACAAAAAUAA